Molecule: messenger RNA, 768 nt
Organism: Ilex paraguariensis (yerba mate)
Lineage: Eukaryota; Viridiplantae; Streptophyta; Magnoliopsida; Aquifoliales; Aquifoliaceae
Source: the annotation of a GenBank genome assembly
AUGGAGGGUGGUGAAGGGGUGGACAUGUCGGUUUCCUGCGGAACUCCGGUGGGCUCUAGAUGGAACCCGACGAAGGAACAAAUAAGCAUGCUUGAGAGCUUGUAUAAGCAAGGCAUAAGAACGCCAAGCGCUGAGCAGAUACAACAGAUAACGAGCAGGCUCAAGGCGUACGGUCACAUAGAAGGGAAAAAUGUGUUCUAUUGGUUUCAAAACCACAAAGCAAGGCAAAGGCAGAAGCAGAAGCAAGAGAACGUGUCUUAUUUCAAUCGAUAUCUUCAUAAGGCUUCGCCUGCUUUUCCUCCUCCUUGCCCAAAUGUUGUUUGCGGCCCAUAUUAUAUACCACAGAGUGAUCUAGGGUUCUAUCCGCAGUACCCCAACCCCAAGUUACCUCUACCUGGUGGCAUCAGGAGGAGACCCAGGCCAGAGACCGUCGACAAGACUAAACAGUGUGGUGGCGGUACAGGUUACGAACCAGCAAACCAAGGAUUAAACAUCAUGAUGCGAACCGAUUAUAACGAGGAGUUCAUUAAAAACACAAACAAGUACUGUGGUCAAGAAACAUUGGAUCUAUUUCCACUGCACCCAACUGGGAUUUUACAAGAAAGAAGAACAGCAAGCUCUUCUCUUGCUUCCUCGUCUGCUGAGAAUUCCCCUAUUACUACUGCUUCAAGUAACCCAGAGACUACUUGCAUUAAUGAUCAAGAAGGUUCCUGUGACCAACGCUUCUUUGAGUUUUUUGGUGGAAUUGAUCCUUGUGAUAGUAAUUAA